Messenger RNA from Galleria mellonella (greater wax moth), 2336 nucleotides. Its product is annotated as coiled-coil domain-containing protein 149. The record is from RefSeq and is a predicted model, not a curated record. Lineage: Eukaryota; Metazoa; Arthropoda; Insecta; Lepidoptera; Pyralidae. Bases 568 to 1941 code for a protein of 457 amino acids. The transcript has 7 exons.
UAUAGUGUUUUAGUGUAGUUUUAGUAUGCAAAAUAUUUGUUUUUAUAGAAUAAAAAAAUAUUAUUGAGACUAUUAAUCUAUUUGGAGUGCAAAGUCCUUUUUGUUAGAUUUACAAUCUAUCUAAUAAUAAUUUUUAUAUUUUCUCACAAUCAAAUAUUACGUUGAACCCAUAAUUUGAUGGGGGGGGGGGAGGGGAUUGUUAGUAAUGCGGCUUAUCAGUCCCAUUGCUAACAAUAUACCCUAACAGGUCGUCCUCCCCGUUGAACCCUCUGGAAACCAUCGUGCUGUAUUCAUCACAAUGGGCUAACUGACCUGCCUUUUCAUCCUCAUCUAUCAUCCCUCACUGGUGUCACGCCAGUGUAUACCUACCGUUAGCGCAGGCGGGGUUAUUAUUCCAUUAUCAUUCAUUAAAAAAAAACCAUAAGUUGUUUAGCAUUUUGAGCAAAGAUUCACAUAUAAAUACCAGAUUAGUAUCUUUUAUUUACAGAACAUAAAGUAGAUAAAUUCAAAAGUGCAGGUCACGUUCAGGUUAAUGUAAUAUUUCUGCAUUAAUAAUAGUCUGUAGAUAUGUUUACUAAAACUCCUACAAGUAAAGUGAAAUUUCAAGAUCAACAAUUAGAUGACUAUGUUUUAGAGAACUCUGUCUUAAAGAGUAAACUUCAAAGUAAAAUAGAUGCUCUCUUGAUAAUGAGCAAAGAACUUGAUAAAUGUAGCAUGGAAAGAGAUAGAUAUAAAGUACUUGUUGAACAACUUAAGUGUAAGAAACUCAUUGUAAGCCACAAUGAAUGUAGUGACAAUGUAUACAGAUUCACUCCUACAAAUACUAUAAGUGGAGGUGAUAUGUUAGCCAAAACACGUGAUCACAACAAUAUGCUCAAAUUGGAGGUGGAAAUGUUACGUAGUAAACUGGAAGAAGCAACAGGUGACAUAGUAGCUUUGAGAAAACAACUACAGAAAAAAGAAUCAAUAUUAGAAGAAUAUAAUGAAAAUAAAAAAAUGUCUACUGCUUAUUCAUAUAAAGAUUAUGAGAAACUUGUACAAGAAUUGGAAAAAGUUAAAAAGAAGUAUCAACAAUUACAAUUGGAUUACCGAGCUACUUUAGAUGAAAAGGAAGAAUUGGUGUCAGACAGGGAUUAUUAUAAAAAUAAAGUGCAACGUUUGAACCAACAGAUUAGCUACAUAUUAUCCAACAGAGUGAAAGCGCAAUCUGAUAGAGAAAUAGAUCCACCAAAGCCCAUUAUAGAUAUUGAUGCUUUAGUCACUGAAAAUAAAUACCUACAUGAAAGAAUAACACAGCUGCAAGUUGAGAAAGAAAUUAUUAAGCGUACAUUAACUAAAUACAAGACAUUAUUAGACAACAGAAAUAAAAACGAUUCUCUCAAUUUAAAAAAGGGAUUUGCUGAUGUAAUGACUCAAAAACAAGUCCGUGAAUUUCUUGACAUUAACAGCAAGACUGGGUUAAAAAGAAGCUCUGCAGCAGAAUUAAAAUCACUGUGUCUUGGUCUAUUUGAAGCAUUAAAUGAUAAAUCCAUAGCCUUACAGCACCAGAGAAAAACUAACCAGAUUCUUGCAAAUCGAAUAACAGAGUUAGAAAAAACAUUAGAAAGUUGGUGUAAUGGUGAAAAAUAUAUUCCAAUAUUUCCAUCACAAAUGCUAUUAGAAGAGUUUGUCCCUGAUACAGGCUCCGUAAAAUCAGAUGAAGAUAAACACAAGCACUCAAAAUCACAGGAUAAUAUUGACAAUUCUAAAGAUAUACAUAGUAAUUCUGAUGGCGAUGAUGAAUUGAAUAAGGAUAGUGAAGAAUCAUCAGAUACCAGAUGUAAUGAUGAUGAAAAUAAAUGUCAAUUUAGUGGCGUCAGUAGAAAUUCUAAGACUAUUUUACCACAUGAAUUGGAAGAGUUGGUUAGAGAAGCACUGGCUGAGUUAAAACCGACUACUUAAUAUAAUGCACAAAACUCAAAUUUCGAAGUAAAUAGCUUUCGGACGGUUCUAUUUGCAAAUAACAGACCCUUAUAAUUUCAUUGCAUAUGAAAACAAAUUCGAUCGGAUCAAGAUCGAUAAUGAAACUGCAGAAUGAUUUUCAUACAUACUUAAUAAGUUUUUUCUCGCUAGAUACGAGUGUCCAAGACGUAAAUUAUUUUUUAUAGUAUUAACUGUGGUAUUAAUAUGUUAGUUCUAAUAUAUUAAAUUUUAUGUAAGAAAUCUCUUAUAUCUCGAUGCAUUCCAAAGAAUUUUCUAGUCUAAUAAAAUAUUAUCUAGUCAUAGUUUAUAUUACCGUUGUUACUGUAUAGAUAUAUGUUUUAAAUGAAUUUGCCAAAUAAAUAAUGCAAAUGUAA